Molecule: messenger RNA, 3346 nt
Organism: Setaria italica (foxtail millet)
Lineage: Eukaryota; Viridiplantae; Streptophyta; Magnoliopsida; Poales; Poaceae
Exons: 6
Coding region: 72-2984 (970 amino acids)
Source: RefSeq, a predicted model, not a curated record
UCCUGUACGGAGCCCCCGUCUAGAAAUGCAGUUUUUGCAGUUCGACCCCUCAAACUCCCCCGCGUCCCGCAAUGCCGCCCCUCCCCGCCUCCGCCACGGCCACCCGCUUCGCCUCCCAGUGGGUCGCCGACGCCCUCGCCGGCGACGAGGCCCUUGAUUUCUCCGUCCUCAAGGCGCUCGUGGGCGCCUCGUCGGAGUCCCUCGCGGGCGCCCCGGAGGCCACGCGGGAGCGGGUCGCACUCCGGUGCCUGGAGGAGGUGUCGGCCGUGAUAGCUGCUGGGGGUGAUGCCGCGGCGACGGCGAAGGUGCUUAGGGCUGAUGGCGCACGGACCUGCGAGGAUUUGCUGCUUCAUCUUAUCGGAGAGGUUGGAAGUUCUGGAAACUUGGAGAAGGAUUUGCUUGUGCCUUUCAGUCAAGAAAUCCAGAACAUUAUUCGCAUCAAGAAACCUACAUUACCAGAAACUUCUUUUGAGUUGCUAAAAGAAGUUGACCCAGAGAUCACGUCUAUGGCCCCACCAUCCCAACUGAAGCAGAAUGGCACCACCCAACUUGACAAUGAUCAAUCCCUGUGCAGCAGCCAUGAUCAUGUAAAUAUAGAGAAAACUAAGCUCCCUACAGACAGUGGGGAGCUUCAGCAAGAGGCCCUGGUAAAUUCAGUGGAUGAAUCAGGCACAAGAAGUAUGGAAAAGGAUUCAGUCGCACCAACUUCUGUUCUUCACCAACCAUGUACAUCAGACAGUAAGCGUUAUGAUCCUCCACAAGAAGAUUCUAUAGGUGCUGCUAGUUUGGGUGCCAAGUCUCCAGAGAGUAGUCCUAUUGUGGAGGGGAACAUUUCAGUUGGAACUGUGCCUGCUUCGGCUAGCUGUGAUGCAGCUUUGCAGGGAAGCAUUACUGAACCAUUGUCCAAGCAUGUUACGAAGGAUCAUACUACCAUGAAUCAACCACAAUCUCAUAGAGAAAUAUCUCCAAGUCCACCUCACUAUAUCGAUGGUGAGAGACCGCAUGAUGGUAGCACCAGCGAUCUGCCAUCGAAGGAUCCCAGGCAUGAAGAGUUGUCCUUGAAUACUACAGUAAAUCCAGAUAUUGACAGAACCGGUGAUGAUUUACCCACAAAUGCAUCUGAACCUGAGUUCAUUACUGAACAGAAUACAACCAAUAUUUCAGAACCUCACAGCAGUGGAACUCAUUUGAGUGCUCUGCAGCAUGAAAGUGGUGAGAAAGUAAAUCAAGAUCUGGAUGAUGUCAGUGCAAGUAUUCAGCCAGUGGAAAAGGACCAUGUUAAUGAGGAGCUGAGUCUGCAAGCUGCUAGUGUUUUACCUUCUAUAAGCUGCAAUGGUGCUAUUCAAGGUGGGAAAUCCGAAACUAACCAUCAGCCAGGGAAUGCUACAGAGCAUGCUAUGGUGUUUGAACAACAGAGUGUUGACAAGUCUCAUCUAGAAGUUAGUAGUAUCAACAAGGUUAAUCAAGCUCUACAUGAUGGCAGCAUCCAGGAAAAUAAUGCGGUCAAUGAUGGGACGAAUGCACAGACUUCCCCAAUGUCUCAAGCCUGCAAUAUAACCUUGCAUGAUAAAAUUUCAGAAGCCAAAUAUUUAUCUGAGGAGAAUACUGGAAAGAACAGAACUGACGGUCAAAAAUGUGGUUAUAGUGCUUCUGUUCCAAGCUCUGCUCAGGAUGGAUACGGAAAAAGUGCAGCGAAGAUAUUGAACAAGGAAAAUUUUGGGGAUACCUCUGUAGAAACAUCUGUCCCUUCCUCAGAUGACAGUUUACAUGGGACUGCUGCUGCUGGUCUUCUGGUGAUGACUGACAAAAUGCCUUUCUGUACCAAGGAUCAAGACAUUAAUGAUUCUCUUGGGGACUUGUCUCAACAAGAUCUGUGCGUGAAGUGUGGUAAAGAUGGUCAGUUGCUGAAAUGCAGCAGUUGUUUGCUAACUGCUCAUGACAGCUGUUUUGGUUCAUCAGCAACAUUUGAAGAGACCGGCCUGUUCUACUGCCCAGUAUGCUUCUAUACAAAAGCCACUGAAGCAUAUCAAAAAGCUAAGAAAACAUAUUGUGAAGCUAGGAAAAACCUUUCUGCUUUCCUUGGCACGACACCUUUGGUCAAGCAACAUCAUGAGCAACCAACUGUAGUUCUGCCAGGAGCUACCAACAGAGAGGGACAUUCAAACAGGUGUGACUUGUCAAAAAGGAAAAAUAUCCAUCAAAAUGAAGCAGAUAACCUUGCUCAUCGGGAUGAAGAGCCUCAUCGACAGAGGAAGAAGCAGAAAAUAAAUGCUACAGGUAAUGGUUAUCCUGAGCAGAUAGUCACUGAGAAGUUUCCUUUGCCAAAUUCUGAUGUUGCACCCAUGAAUAAACAUACCAUUCUCAAGAAUAAUAGUUGCAAGCGAGUUCAGGGUACAGAGAAACAGCAGCAGGUGGAAAACAAAGAAGCUCGCAAAGAAGCUGGUAAUGACAAUUCAUCCCAUGAAAUAAGAACUUCAUCUCAGAAAAAAAUUGGUCCUGAAAAUCAGGAAGUUGAGUCUGACAAGGAGGAUGAUCCUGCAAAUUCUCACCAACCUGAUGAUUCUGAUGAAUUAGAAGCUACAUCUUCAAAUGGCACUGGCAAUAGAUCGUCACCCCCUUGGCGUAACAUGAGACACAACAAAGCAAGAUUACAUGAAAAGGAGGCAGUGGCAUCUAGUAACUCUAGAAAAACUGCACAGAGGGAGCAACACAUGCCUUCUUUGUCAAGACCAAAAAAUUAUGCAUAUCCACAGAAGCGAUACUCCAAUCCUGUUGCACCAAGCGGAAGGCGCACAAAGCUCUGUUGGACGGAAGAAGAAGAAGCAGUUCUGAAGGAAGCAAUGGCAAAAUUCACCCCACAGGAUGACACGCCAAUUCCCUGGGUUCAGAUACUAGAAUACGGCAGGGAUGUGUUCCACAGGACGCGCCUCCCAUCUGACUUGAGAGUCAAGUGGAGGAACAUGAAGAAGAGGGCGGGCUGUUGAUUGUGGCAAUCUCACAUAUAAUGCAGCCAUUGUGUGGCUACUGACCCUAUCUUUGUCUCUUUGAGCCCAUCCGUUGCCAUAGCUAUGGAACAGUGUAGUAAAUACUGUGGGUGCUAACUCCUCACUGCGACUAGGAAUUGAGAGUUUCUACUGACAACAAUGUUGGUACCUGGUAAGAGUGGCAAUACGUAGCAUGAAUUAUGUGUCAAAUUCCUGUGUUGUGGAGCACUCUUGGUGGCAGGUUAUUGUAGAAAGAAAGAAGUUGUUUAUCCUUGUCUGAAGAGCUCAAGGGGCACCCUGGAAAAUACAGUGUGCGCUGCCUCUCUGCCCUUUGAAUAGAAUCCUACUACACUUGAUGUAUA